Messenger RNA from Castor canadensis (American beaver), 918 nucleotides. The record is from RefSeq and is a predicted model, not a curated record. Lineage: Eukaryota; Metazoa; Chordata; Mammalia; Rodentia; Castoridae.
GCCACUGGCAGGAAGGAAGGCUGAAGAUGGCAGCAUUCUGGACCCUGCCAACUGGCUUCGGAGAGCUGGAGGUGCUGGCUGUGGGAACAGUGCUGCUGGUAGAAGCUCUCUCAGGUCUCAGCCUCAAUGGCCUGACCAUCUUGUCUUUCUUCAAGACCCCGGAGCUACGGACUCCCAGCCACCUGCUGGUUCUGAGCUUGGCCCUGGCAGACAGUGGAAUUAGCCUCAAUGCUCUCGUCACAGCCAUAUCCAGCCUCCUCCGUGUCUCCCACAGGCGCUGGCCAUAUGGCUCGGAGGGCUGCCAGGCUCAUGGCUUCCAGGGCUUUGCCACGGCAUUGUCCAGCAUCUGCGGCACUGCAGCUAUCGCCUGGGGACGCUAUCACCACUGUUGCACACGCAGCCAACUGGCAUGGAACACAGCCAUUUCCCUGGUGCUUUUUGUGUGGCUGUCAUCUGUCUUCUGGGCAGCCCUACCUCUGUUGGGCUGGGGACACUAUGACUAUGAGCCUCUGGGGACAUGCUGCACCCUGGACUACUCCAGGGGUGACAGAAACUUCAUCAGUUUCCUCUUCGCCAUGGCCUUUUUCAACUUCCUCGUACCCCUAUUCAUCACACUCAUUUCCUAUCGGCUCAUGGAGCAGAAAUUCGCACGGAGUGGACAUCUCCAGGUAAACACCACUCUGCCAGCCAGGACGCUGCUGCUGGGCUGGGGCCCCUAUGCUCUCCUGUAUCUGUAUGCAACCAUUGCGGAUGUGAGCUCCAUCUCCCCCAAACUGCAGAUGGUACCUGCCCUCAUUGCUAAAAUGGUGCCCACAAUCAAUGCCAUCAACUAUGCCCUGCGCAGUGAGAUGGUCUGCAGGGGAAUCUGGCAGUGCCUCUCACCGCAGAGGAGCCAACGGGACCGAGCCCAGUGAGCCU